UGUAGCACCUGUGACAGAGAUCCGCAUCCCAGAGCGGAAGGGGAGGUAGAGACACCACACGGGGAAGAGCAAGUGCGAAAAUAAGAAUCCCCGAGACCAGUUGUCGCCCGACGAGGCGGCCACUCUUUGGCGAGGAUCUACAGCAGUAUUUGCCAAAACUGACUCGCGUGACUUGCUCGCUCAACUCGGCUCUUGGGGCCGAAAAGGAAAAGAGAGAUCGUCGGGAGGGGGAGGACAACAAAACAAAAGGCGCAGCGUGGUGACCAAGCCCCGCAUGAUACCGGCAGCUAUACGUUGUCGUAGGGGAAGAGAAGCGUUGGUGGGAGCCACUGUGGGAUGGCGAAGAUGGGGGUCAAUCGGAAGCUACAGACGGAAAUCGACCGAACCUUGAAGAAGGUUGACGAGGGCGUGGCCCUCUUUGACGAGAUCUGGGAUAAGGUGUACUCGGCUACACAGCAAAACCAGAAGGAGAAGUAUGAGGGAGACCUCAAGAAAGAGAUCAAGAAGCUCCAGCGGCACCGAGAUUCCAUCAAGGGCUGGCUGCAGAGCAACGACAUCAAAGACAAGACCAUCCUGCUGGAGGUGAGACGCCGGAUAGAAUCUAAGAUGGAGCAGUUCAAGGUUUGCGAGAAGGAGACCAAGACCAAGAAGUUCAGCAAGGAGGGCUUAGCGAGAGAGGCAGAGAUGGAUCCAGAGGAAAAGGAGAAGAUGGAAAAGCGCGAUUGGCUGACGGAAAAGAUACAGAUGCUCAACACGCAGCUAGAGGGCUUCGAAGCAGACGUGGAGAAGGCGAUGGCUGCAUUGGGCAAGAAGAAGAAGGCCAAAGAUGACGAGAGAAUCAACGCUCUCGACAACGCUAGAAAGCAGCACAACUACCACAUCGGGCGGCUGGAGCAAAUGCUGAGACUUUUGGACAACAACGACCUAGCGCCAGACCAGGUGGACAGCAUCAUCGAGGACCUUGACUGGUACAUCAGCCAGGCGGGAGACGACAUCCACCUCAUCGAGAAGUUCGAGGCCGAGGACUCUUACGACCUUUACGAGGCCCUAGAGCUGGACGAGCUCGCCGCGCCGGGGGCGCCGCCGGUGGUGAAGGGCAGCAAAAAGCUUGACGUGUACGCCGAGGGAGACGAAGAAGACGAGGACAGCGACGCAGAUGAGCCGCCAGCACCGACGGUCAAACUCAGGGGAAAGAAGGGCAAGGCGGCGGCAGCAGCAGCGGCCGCGGCGGGCAUCCCGUUGAUUGGCCGGCCGGUCGUCAAGAACGCCAAGGAUGCCAAGACUUCGGCGCCGGCCGCGGGGGGCCGGCAACGUGCCACGACCACGGCAUCGGGCAUGCCAAUCAUCGGACGCCCGGUCGUGUCAGCCGCGGUGCCAACAGCAAAGGUCGCCAAGGCCCCGGGUUUGGGAGACUCGCCGCAGGCACCCACCCAGCAGCAGCAACAACAACAAGGUGGGCCUUCGCCCGCGGGACAGCAGCAGUCGACGAUGGCCGCGGCAGCAAGGAUGGGCACACCAGGGCCUCAGACACCGGGACAGACGAUGCAGAGCGCGACCACGACUCCCAUCAAGAUGGGACGCAUGACAUCAGCAGCGGAUGCCAUGCACACUCCCCAGCGACAGGAGUACCAGUAG
Molecule: messenger RNA, 1635 nt
Organism: Ectocarpus siliculosus
Lineage: Eukaryota; Phaeophyceae; Ectocarpales; Ectocarpaceae
Source: the annotation of a GenBank genome assembly